CGCGUUUGUCUGCCUUUGUCCGCCUCGUUUGUUUGUCUGGCAGCGAUAACCACUCAGAGGUGGUGCUGGCCGUGGCUCCAUUGUGUGAAGCUGUUGUCAGCCCAUCACGUCCGUCCAUCCCCUCCCUGUGUCCCCUUUUCUCCCUGCUCUGUGACUGGUCAUUUUGCUCCUAUUUUCUGGCUGCAGGGGGUGACCCGGGCAAUUUAGUUAAUCCAUUAACAACUAAUUGUCUCCUCCUACCCUGUUGCUUGGACAAACAGCCCAGUGGGGGGAAGUUGAGCCCUGUUGCUCUAUAAAAGUCACGCAGCAAGAGGAGGCGGCCAGUGUCACCGCGUAGAUCCCUUCACCGCUCGCUUAACUCGGACUUUUAAAGCUUUGGAUUUUAUUUUAUUUCAUAGGUGUCUUCUUUUUCUAUUUUUAGCUUCCCUCUCUCUUAUUUUUCUUCAUUUUUUGUGGUUUGGAGAUGGCUGGGAACCUCUGGCUACUCUGUGUUUUUCUGAGCUUCUCCUGGACUGAAGCUCGUAUAUGGGCCUGGAUGCUCAACAUGCCUCACAGUCCUCCCAAAGAGGGAGCAAAGGCACUUAGAGAGAGCGCUCCCAUCGCCAAAGCACUCACGCCCAUGUGCGACCAUGACAGGGCUUGUGGACGGGGCUUCUCGUGCGACCGCCACUUUGGCCUCUGCGUGCCUCUACGCGGGGAGGGUCACUACUGUCGGAGGGAUGCUCAGUGUGUCCGUGGACUUAGCUGCAUGUUUGGGAAGUGCCACCGCAGCAUCCCCAAUGGACAAGAGGGUGCAAGGUGUAAAGUCGACAGGGACUGCGGAGCGUCCAUGUGCUGCGCCCGGCAUCACGGCGAGCAGGUGUGCAAGAGGCGACUGAUCCGUGGCGAAAGCUGUUACGUGCCCGACGGCGGCCUGGCGUUCAGCAUCAACCAGAUCUGUCCGUGUGACGACGGCCUGCUGUGUCGAGAAACCGGCGGACCGCACCGGAGAGAGAGGGACUUUGUUUACCAGCCAGAAUGGACAAGCUGGACCUGCCAAGUGCCCAAACUUUGAUAUCAGCCUCAAUACUAAAGCUAUUUAUUAUGUAAAUAUGUUGUAUAUAAAGAAAUGUGUAUAGUCUGACAACAUUGAUGUUUUUUUUGUUUCAUUUUGAACAUUUUGACAAAAGCACUAUUGUAUGUAAAUGUCCCUCAUGCAUUUAAUGAUCUAUGACUGUAGCUAUAAAUGUCAAACUGCUGUCAGUUUAAAGAAUAAAAAGAAAUGUUCUCCCUGAAAG
Molecule: messenger RNA, 1277 nt
Organism: Mugil cephalus (flathead mullet)
Lineage: Eukaryota; Metazoa; Chordata; Actinopteri; Mugiliformes; Mugilidae
Product: dickkopf-related protein 3-like
Exons: 4
Coding region: 464-1054 (196 amino acids)
Biological process (GO): negative regulation of canonical Wnt signaling pathway; multicellular organism development
Cellular component (GO): extracellular region
Molecular function (GO): co-receptor binding; receptor antagonist activity
Source: RefSeq, a predicted model, not a curated record